AUGUCCGCCGAGCAUGGAGUUGAGGGUGCCAGUCCCCCCAAGGAGAAGGUGGCGCCUAUUGCGCCCGCCAAUUACAAGGGCUUCGUUGCCGGCGUCUUUUCUGGUAUCACUAAAUUGAGUGUCGGACAUCCCUUCGACACAAUCAAGGUUCGCCUUCAGACCUCGGAAACUUCGCACUUCCGUGGACCGCUCGACUGCUUGCUGCAGACCAUUCGCAAAGAGGGUGUCCGCGGUCUAUACAAAGGCGCCUCUCCACCGCUUGUAGGAUGGAUGGCUAUGGACUCUCUGAUGCUGGGGUCAUUGACCUUUUAUCGCCGCAUCCUGCGCGAACACGUCUUCGAGCCCGUUGCACCCCCGCGCGCCCUCGACAAUCCGGCUUAUAAGUUGCCGACUCUUGGACAUGGCAUAGCGGGCAUAAUGGCUGGUUGGACGGUCAGCUUCAUCGCUGCGCCAGUAGAGCACAUCAAAGCCCGUUUACAGAUUCAGUAUUCGGCAGACAAGUCGAAGAGACUGUAUAGCGGGCCUAUCGACUGCUCGAAGAAGCUGUACCGCAGCCACGGCCUUCCUGGUCUCUAUCACGGGCUCGGCGCCACCAUGCUCUUCCGCACUUUCUUCUUCUUUUGGUGGAGCUCCUACGAUAUGCUGUCCCGCUACUUCUCUGUGAACACGUCUCUCUCCACGCCGGCCAUCAACUUCUGGGCCGGUGGUCUUUCAGCCCAAGUCUUCUGGAUCACUUCGUAUCCCUCCGAUGUUAUCAAGCAGCGCAUUAUGACGGAUCCUCUCGGGGAAGGCAGGCGCUUUCCCCGCUGGCGUGACGCGGCAAAGACCGUGUAUGCCGAGAAUGGCUGGAAGGGUUAUUGGAGGGGUUUUGUGCCGUGCUUCCUGAGAGCGUUCCCCGCGAAUGCGAUGGCGUUGGUGGCGUUUGAAGGUGUUAUGAGAUUAUUGGGGGCCUCCCAUUGAGAUAGAGGGAAGGCGUUUGCUUAUUGCGCAUAGAGGGGGUUAUGGUAGACCAGGAAAGCGGGCUGUUAGAGCAUGUGAGGGAGGAUCCCAUGCCCCGUCCGGUGAAUAUGUUGUACAAAAAGUAGGUAUGAACGACAUGAGAACGCAUUGUAAAGAUUAAGAACAGAUCGAUAGACAACCGAAGCAAUCCCCACG
Aplosporella prunicola CBS 121167 is the source of this 1155-nucleotide messenger RNA. RefSeq lists its product as uncharacterized. Gene Ontology annotation, molecular function: transmembrane transporter activity. The record is from RefSeq and is a predicted model, not a curated record. Gene Ontology annotation, biological process: transport. The transcript has 4 exons. Bases 1 to 960 code for a protein of 319 amino acids. NCBI's taxonomy places the organism in Eukaryota, Fungi, Ascomycota, Dothideomycetes, Botryosphaeriales, Aplosporellaceae.